AGCCCGCGGGGCUCGGUAGGGAUGCGGGCUGUGCUGUGAGACCGGGCGCCAGGGCCAUGGCCGGCGCCCGCUGCCGGACCCUGUACCCCUUCUCCGGGGAGCGGCACAGCCAAGGGCUGCGCUUCGCUGCGGGCGAGCUGCUCACGCUUCUCCAGGUCCCGGACGGCGGCUGGUGGGAAGGCGAGAAGGACGACGGGCUCCGUGGCUGGUUCCCGGCCAGCUACGUACAACUGCUAGAGAAGCCUGGGAUGGUCCCCCCUCCGCCAGGAGAGGAGAGCCAGACGGUCAUCCUUCCUCCCGGCUGGCACAGCUACUUGUCUCCUCAGGGCCGCCGUUACUAUGUCAACACGACUACCAAUGAGACCACCUGGGAACGUCCCAGCAGUUCUCCUGGGAUUUCAGCCAGCCCUGGCCCUCACAGGAGCUCUCUGCCUGCAACAGUGAAUGGAUACCACGCAUCAGGGACCCCGGCGCACCCUCCAGAGACUGCCCACAUGAGUAUCCGAAAAUCCACCGGUGAUUCCCAGAACCUGGGGUCCUCGUCGCCAGGCAAGAAGCAGAGCAAAGAAAACACCAUCACAAUCAACUGUGUGACAUUCCCUCACCCGGACACGAUGCCUGAACAGCAGCUACUCAAGCCGACUGAGUGGAGCUACUGUGACUACUUUUGGGCGGAUAAGAAGGACCCACAAGGCAAUGGCACAGUGGCUGGGUUUGAACUGCUGCUGCAGAAGCAACUGAAAGGCAAGCAGAUGCAGAAGGAGAUGUCUGAGUUCAUCCGGGAAAGGAUAAAGAUUGAAGAAGAAUAUGCAAAGAACCUUGCUAAGCUCUCUCAGAACUCCUUGGCUGCGCAGGAGGAAGGCUCCCUGGGAGAGGCAUGGGCCCAAGUGAAGAAGAGCCUGGCGGACGAGGCUGAAGUUCAUCUCAAGUUCUCUGCCAAGCUCCACAGCGAGGUGGAGAAACCCCUGAUGAACUUCCGAGAGAACUUCAAGAAGGACAUGAAGAAGUGUGACCACCACAUCGCUGACCUCCGUAAGCAGCUGGCCAGCCGCUAUGCCUCAGUGGAGAAGGCCCGCAAAGCCCUCACAGAGCGGCAGAAAGACCUGGAGAUGAAGACCCAACAGCUGGAGAUCAAGUUGAGCAACAAGACUGAGGAGGACAUCAAGAAGGCACGGAGGAAGUCCACUCAGGCUGGAGACGAUCUCAUGCGCUGUGUGGACCUCUACAACCAGGCCCAGUCCAAGUGGUUUGAAGAGAUGGUGACGACCACACUGGAACUGGAGCGGUUGGAGGUGGAGAGGGUGGAGAUGAUCCGACAACAUCUGUGCCAGUACACACAGCUGCGGCAUGAGACAGACAUGUUCAACCAAAGCACAGUCGAGCCUGUGGACCAACUGCUGCGAAAAGUGGACCCAGCCAAAGACAGAGAGCUGUGGGUCAGAGAGCACAAAACAGGCAACAUUCGCCCAGUGGACAUGGAGAUCUAGAAGGGACUGUUUGGUCCUGGGGGUCCUGCUAAGGAGAGGGGCUGGGGGUCCCAUGGAGAAGGGGCUGGAUAUGCCCUAUUACCUGCUAACCUAUCCACUGAGGAGGAGGAGGAAAAGAGCCAGUGAUUCCAGAAGGAGGGCCCAGCCAGGGACUCCCCACUAUUCCCAGGUCAUAAUGGAGGACCCACAGCCCUGUAUUCACUUCGAAGACUGAAGCCUCCCUCCAACUCCCAUGCUGUACUUGUUACUCUGAGAACCAACUGAGGCUAGAACCCUAGGAUCCCUGCUGAGUUCCACAGGGGUAGCCCCAGGUAUCCCAGGCUUGUCCUCUAGCUGGAUUGUCAUCUCCAGGACUAUGGUAGAGGAAGGGGUGGUGGUGUCUCUGUCUGCAAACAAUAUCAGGAUCAGAAUCAAGGACAGGAGGCAAAGUUCACAUCCUGCACCCUAAACCUUUCUCUGUUUCUCUUACUCUUCCCUCCCCACUUUGCAUUGUGGGAGCCCACAUCUAUUUUUUCAUCCCCCGCAGGAGGGGUGGGGUUUCUUCCCAACUCAAAUCUGGAGAGGUCAGAAUGGAACUACCUCAGUUGGCCCAACCAGAUCAUGUCUCCCAUCAGUCUCAGAUUCCAGAUCUGGCAUUCCAGAUGUGAAAUUCAGAUUCAGAUCAGACAUUAGCUGUAAAGUCUACCAUGAAGUCCCAAUCUACCCUUUCCUCAACCUCUUUCUCAAGGAGGAAACUCCCCCACAUCACCCUGACAGCCCUUUCCAGACUCAGUAGAAGAAUGUUUUCCAAAGUCUUUAGACAGCUGUGCACAUGUUCAAAGACUUUGGAGUAGAGUCUCACACAGUCUUGUUUGACACAUGCCCCCGCCCCUCAACAUGACAGCCUUGACUAGAGCUCUGCAGGCCAUGUACGACAGCAGUAAGGGUCAGGCUUGGUUUUUCUCUAGAGUGGCUCUAGCUGUGGGUGUGCACAAAGGGAUAGGAACUGCUGUCCCCCUUACUGCUGUUGGCCAAUGGUGCAGAUUCUCAGGGCUGUAGGUGGUUGCCACCCAGGAAGUGAAGGAACUUUGGGGAGUCACACAGUGAGUGGGAGGCAAGGGGGGCAGAAUUCUAGCUGGGAACUUGUGCCAGGGUAGGAAGCAUUUUUCCUCAUAUUUCCCACAGAUGACUUUGUAUUUGACCUGUCUAUCUUCUCAAAGGGCAGAAUCCUCUGAACGCCACUCACAUCUUUCGGUCUCACAAUCCAUAUUGCAGAUAGCUUACUAAUCUUUGACCUUUUAGCAGCCCGUCUACAGAACCAUCAUUCAUGGUUGUUAACAAGAUGCCUAAUACACUAAAACAAACUAAGCACUGUCACUUUUCUUACUAAAACAUAUCAACCAUAAAGGCCACCAUGAGGACAUUUCACCAACCUGUGGUCAGCAUGGACCAUGACACCAGCCUCUGAUAUUAGGACAUUAUUUCUUGGUUUCCUUAUUUUUAAAAAGGGGGAGUGCUAAUGGUAAUUUGCUUUGUGGCUUAGCAACCUAAUUUGUGAGUGAUGGUCAAAUUCCAGGUUUUGUCAUACACAGGGGUUUUGGUAUCACAAUGCAGCUCAGGACUUUGGUCCCUCACCCCACUCCCAAUCCAAAAUAUUCGGAGUCCCCUGAGAUGUCACUCCCUCCAGCAUAACCCCAGUUGGUUGGUGUGAACCAAUCCCAUCUAAGGCCAUUGUCUUUUUGAUGUCACCUCACUUCCUUUUAAUCUAUUCACAUAUACCUUCCCCCCUUUUUUGUCUCCUUCCUUCCAUUAUUCAUUCAUGAAGAGUUUUGUUAGAGACAAGCAAUCUGUAAUCUCCCAUCUGAAGACAGGACAGGCUACAGCUCUGUCACAUGAAGAAGCCCUCAAAUGUCCUAUGCAGACUCCUUUCCUCUUCCUGAGAUAGACUUGGCUCUCCCUCUCAGAUACUCUGCCCAUUUGAGUUCUCAGUGGUACCCACUAGAUGCUGGUUCUUGUGCAUCCAGUUUAUGUGCAUUUGAGUUCUCAGUGGUCCUGGCUGUAUGCUGGUUCAUAUCCAUCUUUUCAUUUGCACACAUUUUCUCAGUGAAUGCUUGGAACUGGGCGCUGAGUGCUGGAACUAGCCUUGUGUCUAAAAAAGCACCCCUUAGCUCAUUCCACUCCCAGGUAGAAAAGUGGGUUUUGACUCUUCUGGACAGAGGUGCCUUUUCCACCCCACCCACUGGGAUUCUUGAAGUAUUAACUCUCUGUGCUAAGAGAUCUUGAUGCAGCAGUGAGAUUUGAGUCUCCUUGCUACCAAACUCUCAGUUUAGACCCAGCUUCAACUUGUUUCUUUAUACUAUAAAUAGGGAGGGUAAGAACAUGGAGGAGGUGAGUGCCAGGAAAUGAUACUCAGAACUAUGAUCAUGGGAGAGUCAAGUGUCCAGCUACCUUCACAGCACCCAGUGGAUGAGAUCAAGAAGAUGAUGGCAUUUGAGAACCUGAAAGUGCAUACUGAGUCGAAUGUUCAAGUUGCUGUUGUGGUCCUUGGUCUCUAUGCAGUGCUGGGGACCCAGCCAAGAGUCACGUGUCUAGACCAGUGCUCUACCACUUAGCUACACCCAGCCCUGUUACCUUGCUUUUGUGAACACAUCAGUGCAUUGGUUCUGAGAGGAUCUGGCUGGGUUUAUUAAGAGUGGGUGAGCAUCCACUGUCCGUGCUGAGAGCAGCAACAGCCUUUUCUACCUGCCCCCACCUAAGAGUGCCACUGCACAUAAGCUUUGUCUGCAAAACCCUGAUUUAAAAAAAAAAAUCUCUAAAAUGAAUGAUGUUCAAAAAUGGGUUAGUUGCCAUGGCAACCUCCAGGAAGAGAUACUUGUUUCCCUUCAUUAUUUUCUAGUGCUUUUGAAUAGUCCCACAGUGCACAGGCCAUUUGAAGGAUGUGGGUGGCAGCCCUGGGCUGUGGGGGGGGAGGGGUGUUACCUUUCUACAUCCACACAAGACUUUGUUGACUCAGGAGGAUCUCUGCAAUGGUUGAUUAAUAGCUGAAGCAAAGUAUCCAAAUUUGUGACAGGGGUUUGUGUGUGUCUCCUCUGUAAAAUCCAGCCAAUUAUCAGGGUCGUGUAGAUGAGUGCAUGAGAAUCUCAGCUCAGCCAAAGCCCCUUCAUGGAAAUACAAGCCAUAAAAUUCAAAAGGUGUCAAAAGACCUUGGCUUGUUUAGGGGGUUUGUUCCCAUCCGUGAGUAGACUUGACAAGAAGAAUUUAAACAGGAGUCUGAAGACCUGCUGUUACUAGGAAACUAAGAAAGGCAUUUUACAGAUAGAAAGUAGGGGAGCAGGUCAGCUGCCUGAUGGCUUAGCCCAGAGACCCCCUCAUUGCCAAAGUUGUUCCCAUGCCACAAAGCAUCUCUCCACCUCCCUUUUCAAGGUAAUUGAGGUGUGAUUAAAAUACAGUACAACUCACUCUUUCAAGGAACACAGUUCUAAAAAAUUACCUUCUCAACCGCAACCAAGAUAGGCAUGUCACCAUGUCUCUUCCCCUUUCCCAGCCCCUGAUCUAGCAACCAGUACAAUGUUCUGUCCCUAUAAUUUUACUUUUUUCUACAAUGGAAUCACACUGAUACAACCUUCUGGGUCAGCCACGAUGUCAUGUGUGUCAGUAGAGGAUCUCCUUUUCCUGCUGAGUAGUAUUCUGUCAUAUAGACGGACCCCAGUAUUUCCUUAGUUCUAAAAUGAGUUUUUUAUGCCCUGGAACUCAUAGCCCCAAAUCUCCAGUUUGUUUGUAUAGCUGCUUCCAACCCACUUCUUCCUAUGUUGCUGGGGCUCCUUCCCCAGACACCAGCUGUGCUCUCAAGUUGGUGAUUCUAGUUUUGGGUCAAUGAAGAAAGCAGGAAGGGGCAGCAACAGAAUGUCACUCUCCACUGCUGCAGCAGUAAAUCUCUCAGUACAAGAGGACCUUCUCCUGCAGGGGAUGUCACCUCAGUUCUCGGUGGUGGCUUUAUAAUUUAUUAAACAUUGACCCUUAGGUAUAGCUUGACCCUUCCCUGAAUCUGUUUUGCCAUCUGCCAUUUGAGGGUGUUUGUUCUAAAAGACCUAUGAGGCUUUCCCCCUCCUAUUUCUCCCCCUUCCCCGUUGCCUGUUUGCACCCUAUGCACGUGGUCAUAGAUAAGCUGGGUCAUCUCCACAGCUGUGGCCAGAAAUCCCCACGAAGGGCACUUUUCUAGAUAGACCCAAAUGGAAUUAAAUCAUGUCACAAACUGAGAGAAUUACUUAGUUUCUCUCAGAACCCCUGAGGAGACUGUAAGUCAGUACCAGUAGCUUCUGGGUCUGUCUCAGGAGCGAGGACAGCUGUGAACACAGGGUCAGCUGAUCAAAUCCUUCUUGCUCAUUGUAGUUUGAUUUGCCAGCAGUCAUCCUGAGGCUAGCUUGAGCCUACACCUGUUAGAUAGUGGCAGACAUAGGCCCAAGCUCAGUAGAGGUCAGGCCAGGCUGAGGUUGGGACCCUCUGGGACCUAGUCCUCUAAGCUGUCUUGGUUGGAUACUGCUGAGUAAAAGGUAGACCUAGAAGGCUCUUGUGAAGCUCCAGGCAGACUGAAAUGUUCCUAGGUUCAGGGGAGAAUCAGAUCUGGGGGGUCAGAAACUAAGGAUCUUGAGAUAGGAGGCAAAGCUGCUGUGACCCUGAGGUAGAAGGGUUUUUGCUGGUUAAUCAUUCUGAGGUGAAGGAUCUGGUUCUCAAGGGGCAGGCUCUACCAGGGGCCCAAGAUCAAGGCUCCCCUGCCCUAAUCUUCUAGUGUUGAGUGUAGCUCUUGGGGACUGAACUGUUGAGGCUGGGCUGGGUAGUGUGGAUGGCCUUUAGACUCUUUCUGGGCCACAUGAGGGGUGUGGGCCCUUUGUGUUUAAGGAGAGUUUCUAAUAGGGCCGUACAGGUAGUGUGAAAGGCCAGAGCCACAGUAUGGCACCAGGGCAGAAAGGAAGAACUGAGACUGGCCCUGCCCUGCUUCUCGGUCUGUCCCGCAUCCUAAGGUCACACACACCCUGUCAGGACUUCUGUGUGCUCUCCUGUCCCUUCCUGCAGCUCCCUCAACAGACAGGUUCUUGGACACCAGGCACCAACAUUCCAAGGGACACCAGCCAACCUGGGUGAGGGCCCGACUCUGUAUGUCUUCCCUUUCCUGGGGAAAGAGAUGUUCAGAAGCAUUCCCUCGCAACCUGAGCACAUCAGCGAACCCAUGAAAGUGGAAUUUUCUAACAAAAUAAACUUGCUCGUUUGGUCUGUUUUCUGUAACUUUUGCUAAAUACUUUAUACAUUUUUAAUGUUGAAAAGCAGUGUCUCCUGCCAGAACUCCUCACCCAGGAUGAACGUGUUUACUCCACGCUGUAUAUCUUUCCAUGCUCUGGCUGCCUGGACCAGUAAAUAAAAUGGAUGUAAUAUAAGUUGUAAGUAACAUUGUCAAAACUCAGAUCCCAAUGGAGGCUGCACGCCUCCCCCAUCCCAUGAUAGCAUCUGUGUGUAUUAAUUCUGAAGAAUUAAAUGUUUAAAUUAGAGUUUAAA
Messenger RNA from Apodemus sylvaticus (European woodmouse), 7013 nucleotides. RefSeq names its product growth arrest specific 7 (gene Gas7). The record is from RefSeq and is a predicted model, not a curated record. The transcript has 14 exons. Gene Ontology annotation, cellular component: cytoplasm; plasma membrane; actin filament. Gene Ontology annotation, biological process: actin filament polymerization; neuron projection morphogenesis. NCBI's taxonomy places the organism in Eukaryota, Metazoa, Chordata, Mammalia, Rodentia, Muridae. Bases 57 to 1487 code for a protein of 476 amino acids. Gene Ontology annotation, molecular function: actin filament binding.